GAAACACUAACUAGCCUAACCAGUGCUAGAGAUAUGAUAUCUUGUCGGCGAGUUAUGUUGGGCACAACUAGUACCCUCCUGAUCCACUACUCGGCUGCUCUCGAGCCGCUCCGUACGGUAAGUUAGGUAGCUGGACCUAGAACCACAAGGGUGGCGACACCAUGUGCCUGACCCUCGAGCCUCACACCGGGAAGAGAUUGAACAUGCCGACAAGCUCUCGUGUUGGCGAACCACUUUUGAAUAUCGGAAAGUUCGUACUCCAUCUGGUGAGGUAUUAAAGAUAUUGGAAUGGUCUUAGAAUAGCGAUCCCUUGUCUUCCAUCGGUCCCUGCCCCUUGCAUCUUUUGCGAGGUUCACACGGGCCGCUAGGAAUCAGGAACAUCAAGCAGAACGAAGGUUUCCAAUAGGAGAAAAAAGAAGGAUCGGCAAUACUGGCAGUCUUGGAUUGAUUGUGAGCAUUGAACUCAAAUACCUUAUAGCAACAUCAUAGGUGAAGGGUCUGGGCGUAUUUGAAUUUUGUGCUUAUUUGAAAUAGUUCCUUGGCAGCUCUUUGUCUUUACGUACAGUAUGUAUAAGAAACCUACGAGAAGUACGUACUGUACCAUAGUCGACGCAGGUGGGUCUGGGCGGGCGGGGUUAAAGCCACAUCCAUGUACUUCAGAAAGUCAAGCCACGGAUUUGCAACGCAACACCUAAGCUGUUGAUACAACCACAUCACCACUAAUAUCAAUGCCCACCUGCCGAAAGAUAUCAGCUGGAUUUAUACACUUGACGCUCACCUGCACCUAGGAACAUCUAUCGCGCGAUUUUGCGCCCUAGCACUGGAGGCGGAACGCGCCGCAAAAUGUCGAACAUUACACCCACGUUCGACGGGCUGCUCAAACAGCGGGAAGCGUCUACCACAAAGAAGGCCUUCAGCUUGGAACAGCUUGACGAGUUUCUGAAGGAAGCAUAUCGAAUUAACUCACACAUCAGUCUUCUGCACACUCAACUUAAAAAUGUCCGCCAAGCCUACCUCUCGACAGCGCCCUCUCGCAAAUCGCAGCUGCACAGCAAGUUGAAGCCGCAUCACAAGGCAUUGACCGAUCGGGAGCGCGAAGAGGUCGACGCCAACGCCAAAAAGAUGCUGCGCGAACUCAACGCAUCCAUCCGCACGCUCGCCGACGCUGAACAGCUCCGGCACGAGACGGAACUCGCACUGAUUCGCAAAAAGCACUCGAGCGGCCUCGGCAUGCUCGGAUCGUGGGCAUCGGGUGGUAAGAGCGGCACGGGUGGCAUGCUGGGCGGCAAGAAAAGCAAGGAGCACGAGCAGGCCGAGGCGAAGGAGGCGCAGAUGGCCGGUCAUCGGGAUGGCGUGCUGCACUUUCUCCGACAGAGGCUUCAGCAGUGCGUAGAGACACAACAGUCGAUGAUGGAGGUGCGCUUGACGCGCGAGGUCGAGAAGAGCCGGAGCGUCCUUGCAAAGGCCAGGCCUGGCUCUAUGCAUGUCGGGGCCAUUGGCGCCCAGCCGAGCUUUGGGGCAAGUUUAGGCGAUCGCGACCUGGAUGGCCCUACCCUUCCAGGAACAUCGUUUAUACCAUUGCAGGACGAGGAGAAGAAGCGAGGACCGCCACCACCGGACCUCACCGAGGAAGAGGUGCAGAUGUUUGAAAAGGGCAGCCAGGAUAUGAUGAAGUAUUAUGAGAGUACUCUCGAGAAAGUCAUGUCGGCGGAGAAAUCCCUCUUGGAAAUAUCUGAACUACAAACUAUGCUUGUCAACAAUCUGGCUACACAGUCCGCAGGAAUUGAGCAGCUCGUUCAAGAUUCCUUGAAUACUGAAGAAAACGUGGGCGGUGGAAAUAAGCAGCUGAAGGAAGCCACCCAAAGGGCAAGCACAGCAAAGUAUACAUUUUUUGCAGCAAGUGGUCUUUGCGCUUUUCUAGUAAUCUGGGACCUUUUGAUAUAAUUAUAGAUCGAUAAAAAUGUUAUCUUCCCCAAAAAAAUGAAACCAAAGAAAGAAAAGAAAAGAGCUCCUUUUUUUAUGCACA
Pyricularia oryzae 70-15 is the source of this 2026-nucleotide messenger RNA. RefSeq lists its product as uncharacterized. Bases 844 to 1944 code for a protein of 366 amino acids. The record is from RefSeq and is a predicted model, not a curated record. Gene Ontology annotation, biological process: retrograde vesicle-mediated transport, Golgi to endoplasmic reticulum. The transcript has 4 exons. Lineage: Eukaryota; Fungi; Ascomycota; Sordariomycetes; Magnaporthales; Pyriculariaceae. Gene Ontology annotation, cellular component: endoplasmic reticulum; SNARE complex.